Messenger RNA from Soboliphyme baturini, 357 nucleotides. The record is from the annotation of a GenBank genome assembly. Lineage: Eukaryota; Metazoa; Nematoda; Enoplea; Dioctophymatida; Soboliphymatidae.
AUGAUUCUACAUGCAUUUGCUGAUGCGAUCGAAGAUAGUCUUCUACUGCCGCCUCCGUCGCCUACUCCGCCGACCGUCUGUCGACACCAGCAUCCUGCCGCCGAAGCACAUGCAAACGAUUCAACACGAAACCUGUCAUCCGUGGACGCGAAAACAAGUCGCUAUGAUAAUCAGUUUUUUGGAUCUUCUGUGGUUCUGUGGUUCAGCAAGUCACAAUUUACCAAGGGCUGCACUUUCCUGUUCAGUCACUUGCACUCGUUCACCCGUUAUCGUCGGCUGUUCAUACAUGAAUGCUGCACAUGUGCAAUGCACAAUCCGUUGAUGCCGAUUUUUGAGGUAGGCCACAAUAUCGCCUAA